This is a messenger RNA of Cyphellophora attinorum, 993 nucleotides long. Its product is annotated as NmrA-like family domain-containing protein 1. Lineage: Eukaryota; Fungi; Ascomycota; Eurotiomycetes; Chaetothyriales; Cyphellophoraceae. Bases 1 to 993 code for a protein of 330 amino acids. The transcript is spliced from 3 exons. The record is from RefSeq and is a predicted model, not a curated record.
AUGGCCAACUUACCACCAGUCGUACUCAUCAUCGGCGGGACCGGCGCUCAGGGACGGCCAGUCGUUGAAGCAUUGACUGCCGAUGGCAAAUAUGCUGCAAAGGUCCUGUCCAGAGAUACUUCUUCCGAUGAUGCGAAGAAAAUCGCGGACCUAAGGAAAGCUUUCGAAGGCGUCGACUACCACUUUGCCAACACCAACGGGUUCGCCAUUGGCGAGAAAGCAGAGAUUUACUGGGGCACCCGACUGUACGAGCUUGCGCGGGCGUUUGGUGUCAAGCACUUUGUUUAUGCAGGCCUCGAGUAUGCCUCGAAGCUAGGGAACUUUGAUCCUAAGUAUCGGACCGGCCAUCUGGAUGGCAAAGGUAAGGUAGUCGACUAUAUCUCUGCUCAGCCGACGAAACCUAUGGCCUGGUCCGUUCUGACCUCUUGCCUGUACAUGGAGGGCUUGUCUGAAGUCUUGAGACCACUCCCCGACCCCAAGGACCCCGCGACGAUGGUCUUCGCUGUGCCGCUUGGAGAUUCACGCUGUCCAUUGAUUUACCUGAGGGACUAUGGUCGAUAUGCGCGCUGGCUGUUUGACAAUCCCGAUCGGAGCAACGGCCUGGAACUGCACGUCGCCACAGAAGACAUCGCAUGGAAAGACGUGGCUGCCGCAUAUACUGCGGUGACUGGCAAGCCCGCAGUCUACAAAGACGUUACACUUGACGAGUACUUCAAGUUGGGUAUCUUCCCAGAGCCGGAUCGGAAGAUCGGGCAGGCCGCAGCUGGUGAGGAUUCGACGCUGUUCACCUUUCGUGAGAACUUCUCGGGAUUUUGGAACACUUGGAAAGCUGAGCUGACCAAGCGCGACUACAAUCUGUUGGACGAGAUCUUGCCCAGCAGAGUCAAGAGCGUGAAAGAGUGGAUGGAGUUGACAGGAUACGAUGGGAAGCCAAGAUCUGUACUGAAGGAUUAUAGGGACGGAGCUAGUGGUAGUAAGGCCUCGGCAGCAUGA